This is a messenger RNA of Ectocarpus siliculosus, 713 nucleotides long. The record is from the annotation of a GenBank genome assembly. NCBI's taxonomy places the organism in Eukaryota, Phaeophyceae, Ectocarpales, Ectocarpaceae.
AUGCCGAAAGGGGGCAGAUUGGUCUUCAAGGGCGGAGAAGUGGCUGUCUCCUCUCGAGGAAAAAAGAAAGAUAAGCUAAAACGGAAGAGGGAGCGAGCGCAGGCGAAGGCAGCCGCGGCGAGUACCGGCGAAGCCGCCGCAGCAGGCGGGGCUGCUGCUGGGGGACAGCAGGAUGAGGAGGAGGCGGAAGAAGAGAUGAGGCCGGUAUCGGGAACCGGUCGGAUCACAUCCUCCGGCACAGCGGUGCACGGACACGAAGCCAAGUUCAUGGACGAGCUGCACUCCGGCGACGCUAUUCUCAUCACACACCCCACCACGUUGCGCGAAGAAACCCGUAUCAUCAAGAUGGUUCUUAGUAACAUGUCGAUCUCCAUCAGCAGCCCUUUCAGCUCCGACCUCAUCUCCACGACAAACUUCCGCUACAUCAAGGCGCCGCGGCUGGAGGUCAGCGCCGAGACCAAGGCGGAGGAAAGAAAAAAACGGAAAGUCCAGGAGGAAGACAGCGCGUUCGGGACGUACGCGGGCGCGGGCGGCAAGCGCCUGGUGUAUCGGGAGCGAACGCCGGCGGGAAACUACCGCAUCAUCGAAACGACCGUGGAUGAAGCUAUGACUCGGGAGGAGAUGCUGGACAUGCGCGCUACCAAGAAGGCCGACAGACAUUGCAACUAGGGCGGGAUGAUGGCCGGGUCCGUGGCAGGAGGGCGUAGGGGUGU